Messenger RNA from Vicia faba (fava bean), 504 nucleotides. The record is from the annotation of a GenBank genome assembly. Lineage: Eukaryota; Viridiplantae; Streptophyta; Magnoliopsida; Fabales; Fabaceae.
AUGGACAAAGUUUCUUCAUCUCCCUCUAUUUUUCCAGUUCUCCACGAUAUGGAGAUAGAAAAUAGAGGAAAAGGAAACGAGUUUUUUCCAGAAGAUUCAUUUAAGAGCUGGGGUGAGUAUGGAAAAGCAUUUUUGAGGACACCGUUUCGGUUGAAAGAGAGAAUGUUUACUCGAUCAAAAGAUUACAUGGAGAUUGUUGAGAUGAAAGCUCGAAGUAACCAUCAAAUGAAGAAGACUCUUGAUUGGUUGGAUCUUAUUUGGUUUGGAAUUGGAGCUGUUAUAGGUUCUGGAAUUUUUGUUCUUACCGGUCUUGAAGCUCGUGAAGAGGCCGGUCCAGCAGUUGUUUUGUCCUACAUCGUCUCCGGUAUUUCUGCAUUGUUGUCUGUUUUUCUGCUACACGGAGUUCGCCAUAGAAAUUCCUGUUGCAGGUGGUUCAUUUGCAUACUUGAGAGUAGAGUUAGGAGACUUUGUGGCCUUCAUAGCCGCUGGAAACAUACUCCUUGA